CUCACGCUCCUACCCUGUUCAGGCUGACACUCUCCUGCUCCCCUGCGUCCUUUCCCCCUCCCGGACUCCUGGCUCCUUGAGGCUGAAUUGAGGGGGGAGUGUCUGGGGAUAGAGGGUCAGGAUUUUUUUUCUAGGGGGGACGGUGGUGUUGUGAAUUCUAUCCCCCCCACCUAAUCCCUGGGUUCUCCCCCACUCCUCAUUGGUGGUGUCAUCAUUUUUUUUUGAGGAAGAGGGUGCUAUAAAUUAGUUUUUUUGGGGGGCGGUGAGUGGUGAAAGGAGCUUAUUGCUUUCUCCCCUCUCCCUCCCUCCCUUCCCUCCCCCUACCCCUCCUCCCUUCACCCUGUGCUGCUGCUGCUGCUGCAGCUGCAAGCCCCGCAGUAUGAGGUGGUGCUGGCUGCUGAGGCCAGUGGGCUGGUGGCCGCUCCUGCUGCCCGGGGGGCACUGAGAGCCAGCCGGGGUGGGGGGGGAUCGGAAGAUUUUUUAUUUUCCCUCCUUCCAUCCGAAAGGACGCGACUGAUAUAUGAAGACCCUGUGUGGACAGUAAUGACCGCACGCUUCCGAUUGCCAGCUGGCAGAACUUACAAUGUACGAGCAUCCGAGCUGGCACGAGACAGACAACACACAGAGGUGGUCUGCAAUAUCCUUCUCUUGGAUAACACUGUACAAGCUUUCAAAGUCAAUAAACACGAUCAGGGGCAAGUUUUGUUGGAUACAGUCUUCAAACAUCUUGAUUUAACUGAGAGAGAUUAUUUUGGUUUGCAAUUGGCUGACAAUUCUACGGACAACCCAAGGUGGCUGGAUCCAAACAAACCAAUAAGGAAGCAGUUAAAAAACAUACUUCUGUUAAUUCUAGGAGGAUCUCCUUACAGUUUGAACUUGAGAGUCAAAUUUUUUGUAAGUGAUCCCAACAAGCUACAAGAAGAAUAUACAAGAUACCAGUAUUUUUUGCAAAUUAAACAAGACAUUCUUACUGGAAGAUUGCCCUGUCCUUAUAAUACUGCUGCCCUUUUGGCUUCCUUUGCUAUUCAGUCUGAAUUGGGAGACUACGACCAUUCAGAAAACUUGCCAGGCUACCUCUCUGAUUAUUCUUUCAUCCCUGGUCAGCCUCCAGACUUUGAAAAAGAAAUCACAAAAUUGCAUCAGCAACAUAUAGGCUUAUCUCCUGCAGAAGCAGAAUUCAAUUAUCUCAACACAGCUCGAACCUUAGAACUAUAUGGAGUUGAAUUGCACUAUGCAAGGGAUCAAAGUAAUAAUGAAAUUAUGAUUGGUGUAAUGUCAGGAGGAAUACUAAUUUACAAGAACAGGGUACGAAUGAACACCUUUCCAUGGUUGAAGAUUGUAAAAAUUUCAUUUAAAUGCAAGCAGUUUUUUAUUCAACUUAGGAAAGAAUUGCAUGAAUCUAGAGAAACAUUACUGGGAUUCAAUAUGGUGAAUUAUAGAGCAUGUAAGAAUUUGUGGAAAGCAUGUGUAGAACAUCACACAUUUUUCCGUUUGGAUAGACCACUACCACCUCAGAAGAAUUUUUUUGCACAUUAUUUUACUUUAGGUUCAAAGUUCCGAUACUGUGGGAGAACAGAAGUCCAGUCUGUGCAAUAUGGCAAAGAAAAGGCAAACAAAGACAGAGUAUUUGCAAGAUCCCCAAGUAAACCUUUGGCACGGAAAUUAAUGGAUUGGGAAGUAGUGAGUAGGAAUUCAUUAUCUGAUGAAAGAUUAGAAACACAAAGUUUACCAUCACGCUCUCCACCUGGAACACCAAAUCAUCGCAACUCUGCAUUUACACAAGAGGGAACCCGACUACGACCAUCUUCAGUUGGACACCUGGUAGACCACAUAGUCCACACCUCUCCAAGUGAAGUUUUUGUGAAUCACAGAUCUCCAUCAUCAACACAGGCUAAUAGCAUCAUUCUGGAAUCAUCACCAUCUCAAGAGACUUCUGAUGAUGGGCAGCCUCCUGCACUACCACCUAAACAAUCUAAGAAGAACAGUUGGAACCAGAUUCAUUUCUCACAUUCCCAGCAAGACCUGGACAACCAUAUUAAUGAAACAUUUGAUGUUCCUGCUUCACCUGAAAAAUCUACACCCAAUGGUGGUAUUCCUCAGGAUAAUCUUGUUCUGAUCAAAAUGAAACCUGAUGAGAAUGGAAGGUUUGGAUUCAAUGUAAAGGGUGGAUAUGAUCAGAAGAUGCCUGUGAUAGUUUCUCGUGUAGCUCCAGGAACACCAGCUGACCUCUGUGUCCCUCGAUUGAAUGAAGGGGAUCAAGUUGUACUAAUUAAUGGCAGGGACAUCGCAGAACACACCCAUGAUCAAGUUGUCAUGUUUAUUAAAGCUAGCUGUGAGAGACACUCAGGGGAACUUGUGCUCCUAGUUCGACCCAAUGCUGUAUAUGAUGUAGUAGAAGAAAAAUUUGAGAAUGAACCAGACUUCCAGUAUAUCCCUGAGAAAUCACCACUAGAUGGUGUCCAUCAAAAUGAUAAUGCCUUGAGGGAAUCGAUGAUCCAGCUUGCUGAGGGUCUUGACAGUGGAACAGUCCUUACACAGUUUGAUCAACUCUAUAGGAAAAAGCCUGGAAUGACAAUGUCUUGUGCCAAAUUACCUCAAAAUAUUUCCAAAAAUAGAUACAGAGACAUUUCGCCUUAUGAUGCUACACGGGUCAUUUUAAAGGAUAAUGAUGACUACAUCAAUGCAAAUUACAUAAAUAUGGAAAUCCCUUCUUCCAGCAUCAUAAAUCAGUACAUUGCUUGUCAGGGGCCAUUACCAAACACUUGUACAGAUUUUUGGCGGAUGACUUGGGAGCAAGGUUCCUCCAUGGUUGUAAUGUUGACAACACAAGUGGAACGAGGAAGAGUGAAGUGUCAUCAGUAUUGGCCAGAACUCACAGAAAGUUCAUUGUAUGGGAAUUUCCAGGUCACCUGCCAUUCCGAAGAAGGAAAUUCUGCCUAUGUCUUCAGAAACAUGACACUAUGUAACUUAGAGAAAAAUGAGAGUCGUCAACUCACCCAGAUUCAGUACAUAGCCUGGCCUGACCAUGGAGUUCCUGAUGAUUCAAGUGACUUUCUUGAUUUUGUCUGUCAUGUGCGAAAUAAGAGAGCUGGCAAAGAAGAGCCUAUCAUUGUUCAUUGCAGUGCUGGGAUUGGACGAACAGGGGUUCUUAUUACUAUGGAAACAGCUAUGUGUCUCAUUGAGUGCAAUCAACCAGUUUAUCCACUAGAUAUUGUAAGGACAAUGAGAGAUCAAAGAGCCAUGAUGAUUCAAACACCUAGUCAAUACAGAUUUGUUUGUGAAGCUAUUUUGAAAGUUUAUGAAGAAGGACUUAUUAAACCUUUUAAGACAUAGUUGCAUAAAUAAGAGAGCAAAAGGGCUGGGAUCUUUGUUGAGACAUUUUUGUCCGUUAUAACAGAACUGGCUGUAUUCACUGUGCCACCAUAAUACUACUUACAGACAAUGGCAUCAGAGAACAAUGAAGAAUUGACAAAAGACAGAAAAUUCAGCACUGUUGCACUUUACAUUGAAACAAAAGUCAGUCUCUCAAACUCUAUAACUCUUAUGUUUGAAGACUUUAUUUCAUUCUUUGCUCCGAACAAAAAAAAAGAUAAAUGAGCUUAAAUGGGUUCAGAAUAAUUUAUGAAAUGUCAUGGUAAUGCUCAUCCAGUCCUCUUCUGGUUGGAUUGAUAAAAACAAGGCUCGGAAUUCUUACCAUCUAUGUUACACACCUGCAUCUUGGAAACAAAAAAUAAGUAAACAUCAGAUAUUAGCCACAGUCUUCUCCGGUGUUUCAUAUAUUUACAGUGUACUGGGUCUUUUUUUUUUUUUAAGUCAUUAGCAAUAUUCUGAAUAUUAGCCAAUACACUGCCUAUUAAUGUGGCAUUUUACCCAACACUCCCUCGAAAUAGAUCUGCUGAUUAUUAGAAGAAAAAUGGAAUUUUCUUUUGUUAGAAAGAUGCUUAUUUGCCAGCAUCUUAUAAAAAGUAUAAAUAUGAACCUGCAGAAUGCUUGCAAUGGAUAACAUGGCAGUCUUAGUCCAUAAAAUUGGUUUGUUUCAAGUCAUGUAACUUCCCAUACAUAAUGUAAAUGAAUGCAUGCAUUAUGUCUUAACCCCUUAAGUGCCUUGAGACUUCCCAAAUGGCUAAUGAAAAGGCACUCAUACAACCCUGUGGGGAAGGUGUGUAUAGUGUACAUUCUCACCUUUUUAUGCAUUUUGAAUGGGUUCACAUUUACUAAUGGUAUCUAGGAUUGGAAGUAUAUAGUGAUACAAGGGGUCGGGAAAAUGCCAUUCCUUUUUGUUCAGUGGUUGCUUGUUCCUGUGAAAAACAAAGCUAUUUUGCUUACUGAGUAAAUAAGCAGUCUGCUGCUGUGAAAUUAUUUUAAAAUGUGGCACAUUCCUUUUGGGGGAGAGGGUUUUCAUUUCAGUGAGAGCUACUAGGUUCUUCAUAUUGGAUGUUCAAUUUUAUCUUUGCUCUUUCUUUUGGUGGCAAUAUGAAGAAUACACUGAUACCACAGACAUAAAUCUGUAACAAUGACUUAACGAUUUUUUUUCUUCCCAUCCCCUGCAAAAAUUUACUUUUCUAAACUCAUUUUGACUGAUGUCACCUUAUGUCCACAUUGCUCUGUUUGGUUUGGUGUCUUUUAAAUAAGCAAUGAAGCACUGUUGGUUUGUUUCUAGAUUUUUUUUCUUAAUUACUAUGACUGUGGUUUUUCUUGUCACUGUGGUGUACAAUUAAAUUGCCCCUAUAUGCAUGUGCUACUUAUUUAAAUUAUAUAUAUAUCAGGAGGAAGAGUUUUAUCUCUGUAGCUGAUAUAAUAACAAAGUUCAUUUUGGUUGUGUAUAUGUUUAUUUCCUUUUUUGUAACCUGUGGGAAGAAAGAAUUUUUUAAAUCGUCCAGUUUGAUAUACAUAGGGAUUUACGCAUAUAUUUUGAAUGUGAGAUGAAAAGAUAAUUUUAUAUAUAUGUAUAUAUAUGUAUAUGUAUAUACAUAUAUUAUGGCUGAGAAAAGAUACUAUUUACAAAUGGUUUUCUGAAGAUUUGUGUAUUGUCUUAAUUAUGUAGAGCAUAGGUUCAGAUGGGCAUUUUAGAAUGCCAUUUUUGGAUGUUAAAAAUGUUGCACACUGUGAGAGACUUCAGUAUAAUCUAAAUGAAUAAUUAUAAGUUAAUGGAAGUCUCAAAUAAUCAGGACCUGUGAGGUUUUACAGGAUUUUAUACUAAACAAUAAAAUUACAUGUAAACUGAUAACUGAAGAUAAAUUCUGUUACUUGUUCCCAAAUAACAUAUUCUUCCCAAAAUGAACAAUGAAGAAAUAUAGUUGGUCCUAUUCAAAAAUCCUGUCCUCUACCAAUCACAGAUAAAUGCAGUGUAGAUGCCUAUAUAAUACCAAUAGAACUUGAUGAAAAGUAAAGAAUUCAGUCAAACAGUAAGAUAAUCUUGUCUACACAAUACCAAAUAACUAGUUUAACUAAUGUGUUUUUUUCCGUUAAACUGAAAAUUCAGCCAUUUGGUUUGUCACUGUAUUAAAAAAAAAAAGUGUGAAAACCAGACCACAGAGGAGGAAAUUGUAUGAAUAUGAACAUGUGCAAACAUUAUGAUUAGUAUCUCUCAUCAGUGAGAGUUCUUUUUGAGCUAUUGUUGUGAACUGUAAUCAUUGGUUUUAUUUGAGUUCUUAUACCUUCAUUAGUGCCUAUAAGUAAAUGGUAACGUGUUUGAAUUGUCAUAAAUAUAUUUAAAUGUCUCACUCUUGCAUUUCUUAUCAGGGAAUACCCUCAAGUUUAUUUUUACAUCUGUGGUGGAAGCCUAUUAUCCUCCCAGAGCUAAUAAGUUUAUUGUCCUUUAACAGAAGAAUAACAAAGAGGAUCCUGAAGCCAUUUUCAUGAAUAUACGUAUUCUUUCCUCUUUGCUGAACAUUUCUAUAAUUUUAUCUAACUGAAACUUGUGGAAUUUUUCAAAAAUUUACUUUCAGGUCAAAAAUUAUUUCUAUUUAGUAAUGGUCCCUAAUUUCAGGAUUAUUGUUCUGAUAACCAUCUUUCCUAAGUAAUAUUUUGUUAGGAAAUGCCAACUCUUCUCUCCUUUCCUAAACCACCACCAUUCCCAAGAAGAAAAUAUUGCAUUGCCAUCCUUAAUUUGAUGAAUGGAAAUCAGGAUAUUAAAAGCAUUUAUAAUAAGAGAGAAAAACCUGUGGUCUCUCUUUUGUAGGUUUUCUUUCCCCAUAACACAUUAGAGAUUAUUUGGGUAUAAAAUAUAUGUUCACAGUAAGACGAAAAGCAGUAUCUCUUAGAAUAUGUGUGUGAAUGUACACACUCAUGUGCGCGCACACACACACACACACAAAUACACAUUCAAGGUGGAUCAUGGUCAACAGAUUUAAAUUGCUUUCCAGUGACCUACCAACAUAGCCAGUUAAAAAGAAUGUUGAUCCUCUUGAUUAGGGAAAUUCAAAGAAAAUAAUUGAUUUUUUAACUGACUUUAAUUUUAUCAAUGUUUUUAUUAAGCCAUUUCCUUAAAAAAGUUGUUUACUUGGAUUUGUCAAGCUUUGAUAGAGAAAAGCUAUUUUGCAUGUAUGCUGUGUAUAUGUGUAUUUAUAUAUAGAUAUAGAUAUAUAGAUAUAUAUUUCACAGUAGCUAGCAUCAGUGAUGGGGAGAAUGAGCAAUUAAUUUUAAGGUCAUAUUUUUAUAAUACAUGAGCAAAUCCAGUGUGUUUGAAUUAAAGCCCUAUGCUUAGACCUGGAAGUCAUCUAAUACAGCCCCAUCAUUUUACAAACAGGCAACCUGAUGCCCUGAAAGGCAAAAUAAUCCACAAGGGAAGAUUGGGAGAGAAUUGAGCACAAUUAUUAGGAAAACCAAGGUCCUGAACCCUUGUCUUCAAAUUUCUAGUCUAGUAUGCUAUACCACACUGCCUUCUGAUGACUAGAGAGACAUCUUGAUCCAAUGGAAAAAGUACUGACUUUGAAGUCCAAGAACCUAACUUCGGAUCUUGUCUCUGAUGCUUCCUGCUUUAUGACUGUGGGUAUAUCACUUUAACUCCCUGGGCCUCAGUUUUUUUCCUCAUUAAAACAGGAGGCUUGCACUACAUGCCUUCUUUGCUCCCUAUUCCAUCUUUUUAUGCUUAGGCAUUUAAUCUCUUAACACUACAAUCCUAUGACUAAUCAUUUGUUCCUGCUUAAUAUAUAUUACAUAUUAUAUAAUAUGCUUAAAUUCCACAAGUGUUCAUGAUUUACAUUUUUUCAUUUUUCCCUGGGAGAGAUUUUCAUUUCUAUCCUCAGUUGCUGUUUUCACUGGAUGACAAUUAUAAUGAAGUCAUGGGAUUUCACUUAAGGAAACAAAAAAUUAUGCUUCAAAAGGCAGGUGUGAGUAGUGUCCUGAUCCAUGAAUUUGCUUAUCUUACCUCCCUCCUGGGAUUAUUUUAGUCUUUGUAAAGUCUUUAGUCCAAUAUACUUUGUGAAAACUGGUUGGCAUUAUAGGAAAAGUUUGGGCUGUAGUUUUGUUAUUACAGAGGGCUAAUUUAAUAAAGCACUUAAAGUCUACCAUAAAGAUUUAGAACAUGUCCGUUACAAUAAAAGAAUUUAUGUUCAUAUCAUGAAAAUGUACUGGAAUUUAAAAGGAAGCAAGAGUGUAUUAUAAGAGUGUACUACAUAGCAUCUGUACUUUACAUAUCUAUUCUUAUGUACCUUUGCCAAAGCAGUUUUGUGUUCACAAAAACCAUUUAUACCACAAUGAGUGGGGUAUGUUUACAGGCAGUUUUAUUGUUGUGGGUGAUUUUUUUUUAUAUAGUUUAUGUUAACCUGGUUUUAGCCUAUAAUAAUAAAAGCACUAUUAGCCAAGUACAACACAACAGUUAUUUGCUGGAACAGAAAUCUGGUCAAAUGACCAGUGUUUAAAAGUAUACUCUUCUUAAUUUGAUGCCAAAGUAUAGUAGAUGUCCAUUCCCAUCUGCUAUCUCACUAGUCUACAUUAAAUUACCCCAUUCAUCAAAAUGACAGACUUUGAUUUUUAAUUUCAAUGGAUCUGCUUCGGCUCCAUAGCCAGAAUUUUGUAGGGGUUUUGUACUAUAGCUUUUUUUAUGUUGUUUCCACCAAAUUAAAUAGAAACUGAUUACCACUAAAUUCCAAUGCAUCAAUAUGAUAGCAUAGAUUGUUGGACAGUUUGUUAACCUGUUGUGGUUUUAUAACUAUGCAUUACUUGCUUUCUAAAAUACACUUAGGACUGUAUUGAUAACAGCUCAAAUACCAUAGCUUCAUGGUCUAAUGAAUAAAAGGGCAGCAGCAGCCUUGGAAUCAGUAAGACUUGAGUUGAAGUCUACUUGUGAUACGUACUGUGUGUAUGUGUGUGUGUGUGUGUGUGUGUGUGUGUGUGUGUGUGUGUGACCACUGACCAGUCACUUAACCUCUCAGUGCUCUAGAAAAAUAUCUAAAAUUAUGUAUUAGAAUUCUUGUUUUAUUUCAAUCUUUAAAUUUCCAGACCAAAGCAGAUUGUUUUGCUAGUUGCUUUUCAUCAUCUGCAAUACGAUCUCCCAAAUUUUCCUUUAUUAUAGAAGCAUUGAAGAUUUUUUUUAACAACACUACAGAUAUUCUUAAUAAUUCACUCUCAU
Vombatus ursinus (common wombat) is the source of this 8572-nucleotide messenger RNA. RefSeq names its product protein tyrosine phosphatase, non-receptor type 4 (gene PTPN4). Gene Ontology annotation, molecular function: protein tyrosine phosphatase activity; cytoskeletal protein binding. The transcript is spliced from 27 exons. Lineage: Eukaryota; Metazoa; Chordata; Mammalia; Diprotodontia; Vombatidae. Bases 544 to 3333 code for a protein of 929 amino acids. The record is from RefSeq and is a predicted model, not a curated record. Gene Ontology annotation, biological process: protein dephosphorylation. Gene Ontology annotation, cellular component: cytoplasm; cytoplasmic side of plasma membrane; cytoskeleton.